AUGGAUAGUAGCACAAAAAAACUUUUACAUUGUAUCUUUGAAGUUAUUGUCUCAUCUAUUGAAUGUAAGAACCAAGAAGUUCUUAUAGACUUAGUCAAAACCGCAAUAGAAAACGAUGUUAAUAUUUCACAAUUAAUAGAAAAUAACAAAUUUUUAUUUAAAGAACCUGAACAAAAAAGUUAUCGUAUUGAUGAUGACUUUUAUGGUUAUGUAACUUGGAUUAAUUGCUUAACAAGAGAAAAUUUUAUAGAAAUUGUUAUUCAAAAUUUCAACGAUGAUCAAUUUAUUCAACUUAUAAAGGAAAUGAUAGAAAAAGAUUUAUUAGAAAAUGACAAAAAGAAAAUUGCAAAAAAAUUUGUUUAUAAGGAAAAUUCUUAUUAUCACUUCAUUAACUCUUCAUUAAAUUCUCAAUUAACAAAUGGAAUGAUUAUACCAGACUAUUUAGAUUUUAAAAACAGUAUAGAAGAAGAGCUUAUGAAGAAUAAAUUCGUUGAAGAUAGAGCAGAAUCUAAUUUAAAAUCAAAUGGUCAACUAAUAAAUAAAAAAAUCUAUAACUCAAUGUUAAAUGAUUAUAUAAAUGAGAAAGUUGAUAAACACAAAAAAAUGAUUGAAGAGCAUCUCAGUUGUGGUGAAUUAUCUGUAUCAUUCGAUAGUGAACAAUUAGAUCAAAACAAGUUAGAUAAAAUUAUUCUUCCUCAAGUAGAACAACAAACAGUUGUUACUCUAGUCAGUGAUGAAGGAAAAUUAAUUUCUAUUUAUUCUAAAAAAUCAAAUAUAUCUUUUGCACAUCCUCCGAAAAAUAAUACAAUGUUACUUUUUAAUGAAAAUGGUAUUUGGAAAGAAUGUAACAAAAGUUCAUUCCUUUUUAUCAAUAAUAAUCAAAUUAACUUUUGUGACAGAACAUCAAAUUCUCUUAUUGAGUUAAAUGAUACAACAAUCAAUACAGAAUUUAAAGGUGAGAUUUUGGACUUUAUUGGAGAAAGUAAAUGGAAUACUAUACGAAUUAUAAUUUAUAAUAAGUCUCUUAAAACUAGUACUGUAAAUAAUAUUGAUAAAAUACCUAUGCCUGUACCUUCAAACAAUAAAGUAUUAAAAAUUGUUCUUGAAAACAGGUUUAAAGUAACUAAUAUUAGAAAUGAUUAUAAAAUAAUUAAAGAGUUGUAUAACAUUAAAUCACCGAAUCUUCGACUUGAUUUUUAUGUUCAAACUGAGAAUAACAUCGUUGGGCUUUGUGCUAAUGAAAAUACAAUAUCCUUCUUUGAAUAUGACCUAAAUGAAAUUGACAAACAAAAUGCUCAAAACUAUUCAAAAAAUUCUAUUACUCGUUAUUUCCAAAAAACGUCAUAUAAUAACUUUGCAAUAACUCCUCCUGACCCAGUUAUAUCAUUUGACACACCAGGAUUUAUUUUGAUUACUCCACUUUUUUCAAUAUCUAAUCAAUUGAUCAUCACUAAAUAUCCAUUCAACUCGAAACUUUAUUCUCCAAUGUUCCAAAGUAAUUCUUUUUUCAUUAGAGAACCAAUUUCACAAAAAGUAAUAGACAUAGCUUAUCGAGUGACAGACAACCAAUAA
This is a messenger RNA of Entamoeba nuttalli P19, 1572 nucleotides long. RefSeq lists its product as hypothetical. The coding region runs from base 1 to 1572 and encodes 523 amino acids. NCBI's taxonomy places the organism in Eukaryota, Evosea, Mastigamoebida, Endamoebidae. The record is from RefSeq and is a predicted model, not a curated record. The transcript has a single exon.